AUGGUGAACUUCCGCCUUCUUCCAGCAGUCCUGUCUGCCCUCCUAUGGGCACCGGCGUCACAUGCCUCUGCCCCUGACGAGUUUGUCGGCCGCGCCCAGAUCCAGGUCUUGAAUAGCACCGACGUUAGAACCGCUUCCCUGAGCGACCGGGUCGGCUGCUUGAACGCGCGCGGCGAGCUGACGCUUAACGACUGCGCCGUCUUUACCCGCUCCGAGACGCCAACCCACACGCUGUUCACGUCUGCCGGCAACUGCACCUUCCAGAACCCAAACAUGCCGCGUAACACGGACAGCAUCUACGGCCAGAACUCGCACGCCUUCUUCUGCGGAGAGGCAGAUUGGGAUCAGUACGACGAGUACUAUUACACUAUUGGCCGUUGUGCCUGGAAGCCCACGAUGCCUUUACCUGCCUUGGCAGUAUUAUUUGGGGGAAGCCAGCAGAAUGGGGAUCGAGGGCGGGCCAUUGGCAGGUGUUGUGGUUAUGGUUACAACUUCAACGCCAUGAUUUUGGAGAACAUAGUGGAGGCGCUGAAGCCCUAG
Messenger RNA from Chaetomium globosum CBS 148.51, 540 nucleotides. RefSeq lists its product as uncharacterized. Lineage: Eukaryota; Fungi; Ascomycota; Sordariomycetes; Sordariales; Chaetomiaceae. The coding region runs from base 1 to 540 and encodes 179 amino acids. The record is from RefSeq and is a predicted model, not a curated record. The transcript is spliced from 4 exons.